UCCUCCGGUCUGCUUGUCUCCUCCUCCCCGGGCUCUUGACGCCUCUCUCAGGCUCUUCCGUUCCUCAGUCUAGAGGGAGUUUAGGAAGCGGGACACAGAGCAAAGCGAUUGAUGCGUUGUCUUUGCCGUCGGGCAACAAACCGGGACCUGUCGUCGGACUUCGUUCGGCUUGCUUUCGCUGCUUGCUUGCUUGCUUGCUUCUCCCUCAUCACGGCGGAAAAGCGAGGAAAGAGCACCCUGGAGAGGGCCUCUCCGUCCUUUAAGAUGCCUGAAAAGGCGCGCGGGGGAGUGUAGGGAGAUGGAGUUCGAAGCAGUGGGGUGGGGGGACAGGGAUAAGCCGGGAAGGUCUCAGUCCUGCCCCACAUCUUAUUCUUGGAGCUGUACUGGUGGCGCACCGGGCUGAUUUCCCCUCCCCAUCCCCGAUGAGACUCCUGCUUUUCCAGUCCACCGACAAAUACAAAAUACAAAAUUUCUCUUUGUAAUUGGAAUUAUAUUAUCCUGCCUAUGUUUUCACAGCUUUCUAAGGCCGCUUACCAGAAGUUAAUUGACAUAAAUUUGAGCAUUGUAGAUGCAAUCAAUCAAAAACAGAAACAAAGACUAUAAACCGACAGCCAGUGACUCAGAGCAGCUGCUGUAGUUUGGGCAUGGCAUCACUUGAAAUUAUGCUACAGUUUGAAAAUUUCUCUUUGAAGAACCAUGAAAGCCAUUAAUGUCUCAACACUCAAAUCAGGAGGACAAGAUGUCAUUGGGAGCAAGUAAGGAAAACAGGAGGCCUGUCAAGGAGCCACUUGAAAAGAGUUCCACUCGUGUGAUUACCAUUGUCUUCAUUGCACUCCUCAUAGAUCUAUUGGGUUUCACCCUCAUCCUGCCACUCUUUCCUUCAAUACUUGAUCAUUACAGUAAGAAUGAUGAUGGUUUCUACAUGACAUUGCAGCAUGGGGUAGAUUGGUUUGCUGAAGUGAUUGGCAUGCCUGCCGAAAGGAAGUACAACAGUGUCUUAUUUGGAGGUCUGAUUGGCUCCAUAUUUUCCAUCCUUCAGUUUUUUGCUUCUCCACUCACUGGUGCCACAUCUGAUUACUUUGGGAGAAGGCCAAUCAUGCUGUUGACUGUGAUUGGUCUGAUAGCAUCCUACUCCCUCUGGGCAAUUUCCAGGAGUUUUGAGAUAUUUCUUUUCUCCCGAAUUGUUGGUGGAAUAAGCAAAGGGAAUGUCAGCCUCUCCACUGCCAUAAUUGCUGACCUGCAAUGUCCAAAAGCUCGAAGCAAAGGCAUGGCAAUGAUUGGUGUGGCUUUCUCCCUGGGCUUUACUAUUGGUCCUAUGCUUGGUGCAUACCUUGCCAUGGAGACAGAUAAGGGAGACAUCUUCUAUCUUCGUUCAGCUAUUUUUGCUGUCAUGUUUGCAGUUACUGACCUGGUUUUCAUCAUGUUCCUGUUGCCAGAGACACUUCCCAAAGAAAAAAGGGUAUCCUCGGUGAUGUCUGGUUUUCAGUCAGCAGCUGGCCUGCUCAGUCCCUGGGCCUUGUUCCAGUUCUCUGCAGUAAGCCAAAGAAUGGAUCCACCUUCAAAAGAGACUCUCAAGAUCCUAGGUCUGGUGUAUUUCUUAUAUCUCUUCCUAUUCUCUGGUCUGGAAUACACUCUGAGUUUCCUAGUCCAUCAACACUUCCAGUUCAGCAGUAUGGAGCAAGGGAAGAUGUUUUUCUUCAUUGGAAUUACAAUGGCUGUGAUCCAAGGAGGUUACACUCGCCAGAUCAAGCCAGGAAAUGAAGUCAAGACUGUAAAAAGAGCAAUAAUGCUCUCUGUUCCUGCUUUCCUUUUAAUUGGCUGGAGUACUAAUUUGAUCAUCCUGAGUGCAGGACUGUUGUUUUACUCUUUUGCUGCUGCCGUUGUUGUUCCUUGCAUGUCUACAGUGGUAUCAGGCUAUGGGUCAGUAAGCCAAAAAGGAACCGUAAUGGGCAUCUUAAGGAGUCUGGGGGCCCUUGCAAGAGCAUUUGGACCAAUAAUGUCAGCAACAGUAUACUGGCUAGCAGGAGCUGAAGUUUGUUUCACUCUCUGUGCUUCUUUGUUUCUGCUCCCUCUCAUUCUGCUUGGAUGCAUUCAAGAGCAAACAAAAGAAGAAUAGACAACUCUGGUUACAAUUUCCCCCAGACUCCAGAGGCAAUGCAGAAGUGGCUGGCCAGGAAACCAUUUUAAGGGGCCUGAUAUGUAUGUUAAAAAAUGUAUUAUGUUUUCUAAAGACUCUAAGUUUGCCAAAUAUGAAAUACAGUGUUCUAUUUUUUUCUACGGAGUCCAGCUGUAUCUGAUGUAUAUUUUGAACAUAAAACUUGUCUCAGGCUGCAAUCUUGUACACACUUUCCAAGGAGUAAGGCCUACUGAACAUGAUGGGACUUGAUUUCUAAGUGCACAGGAUUGUGCUUCAUGUUCAACUUUAACAGGCUGGAAAAGAGCACUGCUAUUGCCUUAAACCAAACACUUAGGUUGCAAAUCAGAAGACAGGGCAUAGGCGUGUCCCACAUUUAGCUAUGGAAAGCAAAGAACUACUACAACAAAUAUUUAUAUACUACUUUUCAACAAAAGUUCCCAAAGCGGUUUACAUGGAGAAAUACUGCAAUCUAUUGGCCUGCUUGCUGUAUUCAUUAUCGUCAAGAGAGAAAACUUGAAAUCUAUUGACUCUACAAUUUAUUUCACUCCUCUGACAGCAGACUAGUUUUCUGUUGCUCUUGAGGGCAGAACCAGAACUAAUGGGUUAAAAUGACAAGGAAGUCAAUUCAGCCUAGACCUUAGAAGUCUCCUGAUUUUAAGAGCUGUUCAUUAGUGGAACAGUUUGCCUUACUGUUACUUAAAACUAAUCAGAGGGCUGUGGGCCACCUCCAGCCUCAAGGGCAGGGUGCCUCUGAGUACGAGUUGCAGGGGAGUAAUGGCAGGAGAGAGGGCACACCCUCAACUCCUGUCUGUGGCUUCCAGCGGCAUCUGGUGGGCCACUGUGCGAAACAGGAUGCUGGACUAGAUGGGCCUUGGGCCUGAUCCAGCAGGGCUGUUCUUAUGUACUGGAUGGCUGUCAGAUGCCAUAGCAGAUUCUUACACUGAGCAGGGAUUGGACUAGAAGAUCUCCAAGAUCAUUUCUGACAUUUAAAUUAUGAUUCUAUCUACUAGUUUCACAUUCUUAUCAUUUUUGAUUAAGCACAUUAUAAUCAAUCAGUCUUUGUUACAGACCAACAAAUAACUCAACUGAGGUUGGAAAGGGGGGAAAAACAAUACAGUAACAUAGUUAAUACUGUAUCUGAUAUCCACCUAUACAGAGCAAGUCUGAGCCGCUUUCACUAUGCAGGAGCUAAUGUCUGUUGCCAGAUUUUUACUAGCAGUCAAGCAAAACUUGGCAAUGUACAAUGUAUAGGGACAUCUCAUCUUUCUGCUCCGAUAGAAAAAGACUGACUUACAUAAAAGAGAUCCGAACGGCCGGGAAAAUAUAAUGAUGGUGGAAAUUCCUGCACAUAACAUAUUACUUAGGCUAAUACCAUUUCUAAAUGCUGGCCUAGAUUUGAUUCUGUUUACUAAAAAAAAAAAGUAAGUUAAAACUAGAGCAGAAUGUCAUCCAAUUUCUGGCCUACAGUUAUGACUUGAGGGGUAGAAGUAAAAUUAGGAUUUAAGGUGGCUUAAUACUGUGCCUCUUGCUUCAAAGUGCUAAGGCAUCAGUUGGUUAAAACCAAGCGUUAUGGCAGCUUACGGGUUUGUGUGUUUUGGGUAGAAUCUGAAAACUGUAUGGCUGGAUUAAUGGAAUCUGUAGAAUCAAUGUGAAAUAAAAUAAAAUUCUUCAUUUAUUAUAAAUACUACCUCCUUGUAAAUAUUUAAUUACAUUUUCUUGUAAAUGGUAUUUGCAUAAAGGUGGUUACCAAAUAUAUAAAGGGAUCCCAAAUUAAUUACUGAUUCACCUACACCUAUAAGCUUAAAAGUAUAAUGCACCAGAAAACAUUAGCAGGGACGAGAAAAGACUGUUUGUGCUGCUCAGUGUUUAUCUUACAAUCAAAUUAGUGAACUAUACAAGGAAAGUUUUAUAGUUAAAAUAGUAAAGUCAAACUGUGUUCUACCAUGUUAAAUCUUGAAAAUUUUAAGUCUUGACAAUUUGUCCCAACUGUCUAAAAUCUCUACUGUAUUGGAAGUUAAUCCAACUAAAUAAACACAUAUGAAUGUA
Molecule: messenger RNA, 4183 nt
Organism: Hemicordylus capensis (graceful crag lizard)
Lineage: Eukaryota; Metazoa; Chordata; Lepidosauria; Squamata; Cordylidae
Gene: SLC75A1
Product: major facilitator superfamily domain containing 10
Exons: 14
Coding region: 710-2116 (468 amino acids)
Biological process (GO): transmembrane transport
Cellular component (GO): brush border membrane
Molecular function (GO): transmembrane transporter activity
Source: RefSeq, a predicted model, not a curated record